UUAACAGCGAGACAAAAAAAGCUAGCUUCAACCGGGGAGUUUGAUGUCAUUAGUGUUGAAUUGCAAACCAGUCAUGAAUAUGAUUGCCUUCAAUUUACAGACCACCUUUCGCCUAAUUAUGUUAUGUAAGUAUCAUUCUCAAUUACUCUGCGAUUGUUAUUGGGCGUACGGUCAUGACACCAAUAGCCCACCAAAGAUAACGGGCGAAACGUGUUAGAGAAGACACUUACGAAAAUUUGUCAUGCACUUUUAGUUUUUUUAAAGGAGGAUACAUAUCAAAUUAUUAUCAUUAUUUAACUUUCAUCUUCAUGGUUCUUUAAUCUGAAAAGUACAGGAGGAAAAUUAAUUGGGUGGAGGAAUCUUAUUUCUCCCAGGUUGGCUGCUAAUUACAUCCUUUCACAAUCCUAGACUAUCUUGAUUCCAAUUCAGUCGAAGCAAUAUUCUAUGUUUUCGAAAAUUAAAGCCAAUCGGAUUGCAUUUUACGUAACCAAAGAUUACAUGCAUGGCAUUUAACUGAAGAUAAUAUUACACACCGAAAUUUUUAACGUAAAGACUUGCAGUCUAGCUUUGUGGAAAACAAUUCCUCUGUCGUGAAUGGUUUUACGUAGCAAAGAGAAACCAGUUUCGCAAAGUGUAUUAUACAAGAUAGCUCGUGCUUUAUCAUGAGUGCGACCCUGCGAGGGCUACAGGAGAAGAAGGCCAGUCUACUUUCGCGGAAGAGUCUGCGCAGCGGAUCCUGAUUUGAAAACGUUCCAGAUGAAGAAACAUUCUUACUAUAGAUACAGGGUGCAAGUUUCAGCUAAACGUUUCAGGGUCAUGCUGCAGGAGUAUAAGUUUAAUUACUGUGUAUUGAAAUGAACUAAUAGCGAAUUUUCAAAAGAUUCAGGUUUUUUAGACGGGUUCCUAGCUAAGACCGGUAGCUAUUAGUGCUGAAAAACACCUUACAUAGCUGGGAAAAUUAAUUUGAAAAAAAUACCUAUUGUCAUGAGGCAUGAAAGUUUAAGUAUUGAAAAACGUCCACUUACUUCGUGACAGGAUGAUUUAUAUUACACUUGCAUUUACCUAACGUGAUACAAUGCCUUCUAUAAAAUGAACAGUUUCGUAUUCAGUUUCAGCGUUUGUCAAAGCCCACGGAUUAGCUUUUGAUUCUGAGCCAAACAACACAACGAUAGCAGCGACAGGAUCAAACCAAACAUUCACCUGGAAGCUGUCCCUCGGAGAGAAAGAUAAGUCAAAGCAGUUACAAGUUCAGUUUGGUCCUUGGGAUCGGAGAUACAAAAUAGUGAAGUCAUUUUUCAUGACUGUUAAACAAGAACCAUCUGGAGAAAAUGAAACUGUGGCUAGAGCAAAUCAAUCGACUGCGAGGCGUUUGCAUUGGAACGGAGACUUGUCUCGUGACUACUAUAUCGCUUUUGAACUUGUCAAUAUUCAGCGCAAAGAUGCUGGAGAUUAUGGAAUGAGGCUCCGUGUUGACCAUUUCCCUCCCACCAUCUUACAGAACUGGUUCUCUCUUAUUGUUCAAGUAAGUUUUUUCAGACAGACAAUGGAAAGAUUCCCCCACCUUGUCUGCCGUCCUAUAAUCAAUUUUGCGAUUGCUUUUUUGUGGAAUUUUGCUAUUGAAACUGGACAUCAUUUAUAGGGUUUCCGAUUUUGCACCGAUGAUCUCCCGGUUAUCCUUGACCAUAUGGGUCAUCAAAGAUGGCGAGUUUGUCUUUAUACAUGACGUGAUGUCGUGACAUAUAUGUCGCCAUAAGUACCAAAUACACAAAUAUCAACCCGUGUAAAGAUUUGUAUUCAUUAUUUGUUAACUUUCGAUCCUAUAUGAAACUGUUGAAUGACGCGAGGUACAUGGAUGACUAAGCUGGACUUAUUUACGAUUAAAGAGCGAGGUUGAAGUACACCUUCGUAAGCUAUCCUUAUAUUGUCAAGCACAUAGGCGUACGGGCCGGGGGGGGGGGGCUGCAGCCCCCCCAAAUUUUGGGCAACUCAGUUUUUUUGGGCAGCAAGAGAAAAUUUGGGCAAAGCCAGUUUUUAAAGACGUCUCCAUGGUUAUUUGAUUAUUUUGAAGACCUGAAUAUUAACCUGAUCGAAGUCGGCGUAAUAAUCCAGUUACAUUCACACGAGACAAUGGUUACCUAGCAUGUGAUAAGUAAUUUAUAUACUUGUAGUUUUUUAUUGUUGGGAACUGUACUGCACUGCACUAGCUGGAAUGGGUUAUUUCCAGUUGUGAAUUGAUUAUAAUAAACUUUCACGUAAUAUAUCAAACAUGAGAUGCAGUGUUUCAUCACCAGAUGAAACACCGAGAAGAGAGUUGAAAAUACGACGCGCAGCGGAGUAUUUUUGACGAACUUCGAGGUGUUUCAUCUGUUGUGAAUUGAAACAAAAUCAUUUUUGAAGGAAUAAAUGCAAAUAUGAGCAUGUUUUUCAUCAGAUAUCAAACACUCUCCAUUAAUUUCCUCUGAAUUUUCUUUAUGAAUUAUUAAUGAGUUUGAGAAAUAACUUUCUAGAGUCAUCUCCACUCGAAGAACAGUGUAUGGCAGAUUGCAUUAGUUGGUCUGAAAAUGAAGAAGUGCCCUGACUAAUUUUCAGUUUGAAUUACGAGAAGAAUCUGAAGGCCCGGUUCAGAGGCCGCUCCACUCAUGUGCCGAACCUAACUGAUGAAUUAAGUACGGCACAAGAGCGGCGUCUGAAUCAAUUUGGUAUGGCAGUUUUAGUUUGGUGCGGCAAAAGCGUUAAGUUCGACAGAGUCUGUCGAACGUUUGUCGAACUUAACUUAGGUUCGACAGACGGUACGCCGUCUGAAUCAGAUGUCGCGCCAGUGUCGCUCCAAAGUCGAACUUAUUCAGUUAGGUUCGGCACAUGAAAAGUACGGCGUCUGAACCAGGCCUGAAUUCUUUUAAAGAAUCUAUCGUUAGGUUUAAAAUUAUUCGCUAAUUUGGUAAAGUAGACCGAAAUGUUUACAAAACCGCUAACAAAAGCGCCUUGAUAUACGUACUAAUCAAAUCCCUCUUUCUAGCAAUCGGUGCAGAGCUGUCUCCACGGUCUUUCACACAAGUUUUUAAAUAGAUUAAAACUACUAUGAUGUUAAAUUUCAUGUCAAAAGCUCUUCGUUUUCUACAGAUAACGGCCAAACAUCAAGAUUUUCCUUUUCUUACAGUAUUUCUUACGAUAAAAACUUCACCCCAAAAUACCUCGAUAACGCUCUGACUUACAGAUUUUGCUUAAACUUCACGAACAUAGAGGCGACCGUAUUGGAGAAAAAAGCUCCUGUGAACGAUUUUGUAAGGUUUCCCAAUGCCGAGAAUUAUUGCUGAAGUAAAAUAUGUAAUGGCGUCAUUUCGCUGCUAUGACAACUCCGAUGUCAUUGCAACCCUGAUCACGACAAAUUUUCAUCUUAAUACAACUGUGGUGGCAAUUUUUCCAAAUGCUUGUUUAUGGCGACAUAUUUUAUACUCAAACUUGUUAUUGACCCUGAAAACUAACUGUAUCAAGCCAUCUUCAUAUGCCAGUUCGGCCUAUGUUGUUGUAAUACGACCCUCCUCUCUUUCCGACUCUUUCGUAAAAAUUUGGGCAACCUGCGAGGUUUUUUUGGGCAAAUGGUUUACCGCCCCCCCUGGCAAAAAAUUUCCCGUACGCCUAUGGUCAAGUAACAAAGAAAUUUUUGCUUUUAACUUGUCCAUCAGUCAGCAAAGGACAAAACAAGAUUAUGGUUUUUCGUUAAAGUGCUGAAUAUUUUGUAACGAAUUAGACACAUCGUCAUGGACUGAGACCUUUGACGUACUGGCGAAACUGUGAUGGAUAGAUCAAAUCGUUAGUCAUUUUAUAGCUCAUAUUUGAAAGACACUAGACCUAACUACUGUUCCUCUUUUCGUCCUAGGAUCCAGCACCCACGCCGUAUAUUGGUAAGUUUUUAUAACACCUAAUCUAGAAUUGACAUUACGGACUACAUUUACUUGCGUUGUUUUCCGUUGUAAUAUGUCCUGUCAGUAAUUGUGUUUAAAUUACUCUGUCGAUAACAGGUCAUCACAACACAGUCAGUACUCUAAAAUGUUCUUAUGGAUGUACAACUUCUCUCAAGCGGCCUUAUAUAAUUUGGCCCAGCUGCAAUUUAGUCUAUAAGCGCCAUCCCAUAAUAGUGAUAAUAAAUGAAAGUUAGAGGCGCGCCUUAGAUCGAGAACUAUGAGGAAGGACCUGCCUGUGGGCAGAACACACAGUGAUUUUCCGAUUGAUCUUUAACCUACAGAUACUCGACACAUAACUCUGGAUGUCGAUGAAGGGGAUCACGUGAACAUCACUUGUCGUACCACCGUGGAAGCGAGAUCAUCUGUGAUGUGGUUUAAGGACAAAGUUCCCGUUUAUGCAGAACAAAGCAAGUUUUUAUCUAUUACAAAUGUGAGCAGAUUACAGGGAGGGAACUACUCUUGUGUAUCUAUAAACCAGGCUGGAAAUACUACGUCGCCCGUCACAACUAUUAAUGUGCUCUGUGAGUACUGAAACAAACAGUAAGACUAAUAUUUAAAAGCUGGUUCAUUCUUCAGGAGCGUGCAUAUAUCGAGUUUUAAGAUUUACGCCUUAAGUUUGAAGAGAAUAAGUAAGAGAAUCGAAGAAAUGCUAGAGGUGUGCUCGGCUCAGGCUUCCCAUGUAGGUGCAUGCACCCAUGUGUAACUCGAUAUAUACACAGAUAAAGCAUGAACUAAUAGCUAACUACACUGUAUUGCUUUUUUUGCCAAGCUUUUUCUACGGUCGGAAAUUAAACCGUUACAAAAAGGCAAUUUCUAGCCCUAUAGCCUUAUUUUUUAAUUUUUUUUUUCAAUUUAAUCCAUUUUCAUUUUUUUUUACCAAACUAAAAUGCGAUUAUUUAAUACUACGUACUGUUUCACAUUUUUCGAUCAUAAAUCAAAACCAACAUUAGAUGUAGCAUUGUUUCUUGCUGUAAGCUAACUGAUCCUUUUAUAGAUUUGGUAAAGUGUUUACAACGUCUAGAUAUGAAAUAAAACGUCUCAUUUCAUUGCAGAUAAACCAAAAAUUCAUUCUUUGAGGAAGCUGAAACGAAGUCCGAUAACCCUGCUGUGUGAAGCAGAAGGAAAUCCUUCACCGACAUUUUCAUGGCACAAAGACAGUGAAAUUAUACGGGAGGGCUUUAACAGUAGUUGGAAUGCAAGCACUUUGACUGUAAGUCCUGUGAUUGACAAGGAUUCCACACGCUAUGUAUGCACAGCUAAGAAUGAAAUUGGAUGGGACGCUCUUACAUUCCAACUGCAUAAGAAAGGUAAGUAUAGUCAAAAACGAUCUCUCUUGCUGUCCAAUGUAGCGCUGUUGCGACCGAGCUCAAAUCAUCGCUGACAGUAAUAUCAAAUUAUUUCAUUAUUAUUCGAAACAGAAAAACUCAAAUUAAAAGGAAAAGAACUGAUGAAAUGGGACAAAUGCGGGGUUACUUCCAAUAACCUCGACUGCACAAUGACAAAGAUUCUUUAAUCUUCGGUUGACAAGUCUCAAUUUAUAGCUACGCAGGCCGCUUAAAUAUCAAAAGGCGUAUUUCUGGUAAAACAUGAUAAAUAAACGAAAAAAUGAAAAAAAAACAUCGAUUUAGUAUAACUUUUUUCUUUUAAUCAAUAGGUCCAGAAGCUUUGGAAAGUAAAAAGCGUCCAGGUGCUUACAGAUAACUAAUAACAAAUGCAUUUUUGUUUCAUAAAUUUAAAUAGUUCUUAAAAUAAAGGGAUGCAAAGCUCCAGGGGGAGAGGGAGACUUCUUAUAUCGUCCUGGAAUACUCUGCACAAAAGGGGCACUUGUUUUAGACUUCGCAGGUAAUUAUGAAAGGGUAGAGAUUUCACGAGUUAAAGUGUAGGAAUAGUGGGAGGUAAAGCUGUUAUUCGAAAUUUAGAAACGCAUUUGAAUUACAGUAAUUCGAACAUAGUUUAUCUUAUGGUUGUAAAAAUGACAAGACUUUUUUCUAUUCUAUUGAGUUAUUCGUAUCAGCCGUUAAAAGGGGAUGCAAAUUUCUUUUGUUGGUAAGUGAAAGAGGUAACUUUUUUCAAUGAAAGUUCUACGAAAUGUGUUACCUUUUCAGUCGAAAGACAAAUGGGUAAGGGGUCAGAUCUGGGGCGGCGAAGCUUACUCGUAUAUAACAUUGUUGCCCCCACCCACCUCCACCGGGGAAAACAACACUUAAGUAAUGUAAUGCAGUAAGAGAAUUUUGGUGAUUACCAUCUUUUUGCCUAGAAUUCCUCGUUUGGAGGACUGAGAAAAAGAUAGGUUUAUACAUGUAUGUUUGUCAGAGACCAACAAUCGGGUAUAGUGUGUGGAAUGAAAACUGUUUGUUUACAAAUACUACAUCAGCCAUGUAGAAACUGACUUUAUGAAAUAGGUGUCCCUUAGUACAUCUGAUUCCUUCAGUUUACUAGCUUUCCCCUGGUUCAGGGAGUUUAGUAGCGCGUCCUUUUCUAAUCUAAUUUGUUCUCAGAACCUGGUAAAUACAAUGUAAAACAGAUUAUCAAUUAUCUAGCUUCAGCAAAUAUAAUCCAGGUAGAUAAGUACAAAUGGCUAGGUAAUUUCCCGUAUAUCCUUUAUUUUUUUAAAUUAGAUGUCACCCACAGUUCUCUUAUCAAAUACGCAUCUUUAUCCGCCUGUGUGGCCAUAGUAGGUUUGGUAUGUGCCCUUCUCAUUCAGCGACACGUUGGUAAGAGACAUCAAAGAGACACCAAAAGUGAGUAACUAUCACAUAUAACGAUAUCCAAUAUUGAAUUUACUAGAUGCAUUCAACGUGUAAAAGUUGGUUUUCAUAUUAUCACUAAUUCUUUUGUUAUUUUAAUUUCAGACGACCAUGCCGACGAAAUCUUUACGUAUGUUUCAUUUAUACCGAUGUAACUAAGUUUUUAAAAAUAAUUGUUAAUUAUCGCAUAACGUUGUUGUCGACUUUAGUACUAGUCUGCUAAUAACCACGUUGAGUAACGUCUGCGGCGCAGGGCCAAGAUCAUUAUUUUGGGCCCGCAAAGGACUCAACGAAUUUCCAGAAAGUGUUUCGAGUUUUACUUCAACAUGGAUGGCUAUCCAUGGUGCUUACUCAUAUGGGGCCCAGAACAGGGGUUUCAUUGCUGGCUCGUAGACGGGCUUAACCAGAGGUUUAGUUUUGUCAGUGGCAAAGGCUACCUCGGCCUUCACACUUACAUUUUAUAUAGUCGAGGAGCAGAGGCUAGAAAAAAUUCAACGAAGUAGCAACCCUACCACACAAAAGGUUUUACCAAAGUUUCUGAUAGCCAGAUACCCACAGAGUACUUAUUCGACAAUCAGGCCCCAGUUGUUCCACGCACCUGAUAAAUCACUAUCAAAUGGAUAGGUAUUAGGGAAACUGAUUGUGUUGUCCACUGGAAAGAGAUUUGUCCGGUGGAUAGCGUGGUUCAUGUGUUGAACAACUGGGGCCUGAUUGAACAAUGUGGGGUCAGUUACUUGGUAUGCUGUAAUUUUUGCGGGGCGUGGGGGAAUUGUAAAGCAUCCAAUCUCAGCAGUUUCGUAUUCAAUUAUAGGUGCAAAACUUUGAAAAACCACAUCUCAUACCUAUGUAAGCACAUUGAUUAGUAAUUGGCCGACGAUUGUUAAUAAGGGCGCGAAGCGCAGCACCAUGGGCAAGAAAAUAUGGUUAUCUAUGCAUCAAGGAAAUUUUGGUCCUGACAAAAUCGUCCCUACGUACGUCCGUAGCCUUCACAUUCAUGUCGGGAUCUGAAAUGUCAUACUUACUAGCUUAAAGUCCAAGCAGAUAUAAAUUGUUCAACUUGAUAUUGUACACUGGUUACAUUAUGAUCAAAUGACAGGUGCCAAAAUAGGAUUUCCGCUGGCCAAUGUCACAUGACUGUAUCGUGGACUCAGAUGUACAACUCAUUGAGCUGACGUGUUUUUUAAGUUAAUAAUUUUUAAGCAAUUGAUCGCAGGCUCAGAAAACUUUACUUUACUUAACUUUUAAAAGUUCUCACGAGAGCUUCGUUUUUGGCCUUGGCUAAAUCUAAACAUCCCAAAAGAGCUACAAUCUCAAAAAAAUUUUGCGCGUGAGUUAAUUUGCUCCACUGAUUUUCCUCGAGCCUAACCGCUCCGUUGAGACAAACAAAUUUGCUAAUACUAGUGCAGAAGGACCAUUUUUAUUAUCACCGAUCCCAAUGACAACUAUUUGAGCUAUGCGUAUGCAAAUAUAAGGUGAACGCUUGGAAAAUCAUACUCAUGUCUUUGCAGGCACUCGCUUGAUAUCGCUUUGAUAGAGCCGAGUCAUAACGAGGCGAUUUAUUCUGAAAUAAACUUGCCGUUUUCUGGAGAUAGUGAAUGGGAAAUCGCACCUUCAAAUCUGAAAGUAGAAAAGGUGAUUGGACAUGGUGCAUUUGGAGUGGUGUCACGUGGACUGGCAUUUAAUUUACCUGGAAGACCGGGUUGGACAGUUGUGGCAGUGAAAAGCGUUCAAGGUAACAAAUGACUUAACUUGUCUACGAGUUCUUUCAACUCUUUUGUCUGUUCAAAUCUGGAUUUUGGAUCUAGAACCUGACAUAACGCCAUAAGGGUAGACUACUAGCACCAGUUACCAUCUAAAGAAAUUAAAAACAAAAAUCUAGGAAUUUCUGUUGUAUGUAUUUCAUAUCUGUUUUCAGCUUUCAAUAAUAGCAUGAGUAUUUUUUUUCUUUAUACCAAUGCCUUUGAUAAUGUUGCCCCUUUCUUCCCUUUUUCUUUUACAUCUGCAGUUUAAUACUGCAAUGUAAUUUUUUUUACUUGACUGUUUUAUCUUAUUCCUCCCUCACCUCGAUAAGUUUUUAACUACUCUCGGGCGGAGGAUAUAUCUGUCAAGUUUAUCUGGUUUUCAAUAAAAGUUGUUGUUGUUGUUGCUCUUGUUGAAACUUUUGCAUGUGCCUCAACAGAAGGCGCGUCUGAAAAGGAAAGGCGAGACCUGUUAUCAGAGAUGUCACUUCUAAAACAUCUUGAUCCUCAUCCCCACGUCAUUCGCCUUUAUGGCUGUGUCACAACUGAAGGUUAGUACAACACUACAGAAAGCUAAGUUCUAGGUCUUUACAUUGGUCUAAACAAAUAAGCAGAAGUUUGAUCGAGGUUCAAUGCGCUUAUAAAAGUGUACAAAAGUUCUUCAGAUGUGAAUACAGUACUUACCCGCUUAUAAGAACCUAUUUUUUCAGAUUUAGCCUAAACGGGUUCUUAUGUAAAUGGUGUUUAGUGGAAUUUUAGGCUACAGAGGGUCUUAAAUAGGUUCUUAUAUAAUGAGGCAUCUGUAAAUGGUAAAAGGUGGAAUAUAUAUUAAUUUAAACACAGGCAUGACCAAUUUUAGUAGAUACAUUCAGUAUCAAGCUAAAACUAAAAGUUCAUGUAUUAAUAUAUUCCAAUGAAAUAGAUAUGUAUAUAUAUACUUCUGUCCAUGUGCCUGAAUAAAAUGUUUUUUUUUGACAGAAGAAGUUAUAACUGAAACAUUUUCCAUGAAAUAAGAACCUGUUUCAAAUUUUAGGCUAAACAGGUUCUUAUGUAAAUGGGGUCUAAAUUGAGAAUUUUAGGCUAACAGGUUCUUAAAUACAGGUUCUUAUAAGCGGGUAAGUACUGUACUAUGAUGAUCACUAGAGAAACCCACACAUUUUUCAGGGCGAAGAAAGAUUUUUUAGGCCAAUUUAUAGAGCAACUGUAUGUUAUGCCGCGAUAGAGAAAAAAAAACAUUCUGCCUAAAAGUUUACACAUUUCAACUAUUUUGAUUCUAACAUGCGGUUUCCCUAAAGUAAAACUUUAAACUAGCUAUGCGAAAUGAUUCAAUUGAUUCACUUCUACCUUAGAUUUUUAUUUGCUGAUUGCUUGUUUAAAUGAAUUUCAUUAAUUGAUUUCAAAGAACGUCCCCUGGUUGUGGUUGAGUAUGCACAGUUUGGUGACUUGCUUGGUUACCUGAGGAAGAGCCGGGGCAUGCGUGAUAACUACUACAGUGACCCGUCAAUCAAACCUAUCACCAGCCUCACUUCAAAGCAACUAUUGAAGUUCGCAUGGGAGAUAAGUGAUGGAAUGGAGUAUCUGUCCAUGAAAAAGGUAAAACAAACUAGCCCAUACAUAAUUAAUUCCUAAAGGUGUUUUCUCUCAUGCGUGUGAUCUAAGCUAAAAGGUCCACUAAAGAGGAAUUAAACGCCGACCUCAAGAUCACUUUGUCUAACCUAGUGCAAAAUAAAUCAAACCUUUGACCUUUUCAGUUGCUAAAUCAGUUUAGAGCGUAAAAAUUGUUUGUCUCAUCUUUCACUUCUAUGAAUGAAUGAAUGAAGAGUCGUGGAUGAGAGGACAACAGACGUGCCCUCUUUACAAUGCAUUUGUAACAUGUGAACAGUAAGCUCUGACGUCAGCAUCCAAAGGCGCCACUGGCAGCCGCUCUCAGUCCAUUUAUGAGCUUACUGUACCCACCCAACCCAUGAUGUCAAUGAUGAGAUGUGUGAAGGUUGACCACAAUACCGGGGUCUACGUCCCCUACUGUUUUAGAACAGUUUACGUCCCACAAGAACCAUAUAAGUGUAAGUGCUGUGAGACGGGACCUAUGGGUUUUCGUCCUUAUCCGAGAAGACUAGAAAGUCUAACCGUUUACAGAUGUCAUUACAAAGGCAGCACUUUCUUCUCAUUUAUUUAAAGACUCUGAGUGUUGGUCCGGCUGGGGUUCGAACCCGUGACCUCCCGCUCAGCAGACCUGCGCUCUCCCAACUGAGUCAACAGGGCGGCGGUAAUGAUUUCGAUUAUUUGACAGAUAAUCCACCGCGAUUUAGCAGCUAGAAAUGUAUUGGUCGGUGAAGGAGAGGUGUGUAAGAUAACUGACUUUGGUAUGGCCCGGGAUGUGCAGGAAGAAGACAUAUAUGUUAGAACUCAUGAGGUAUGUAAUUAUCUAUCUUUUUGACAGCAAUAUUCCGUGGUAACAACAGAAUCUAAAUCCUUUUUACCGAGACAUGAAAAUGUGGAAAGGAAACAAGUAAAUGACUGCGUGUUUACAUCUCUCACUGGGUAUUAAUGGAUCGAUUUAUAGCGAUCCAUCUUUAAUCCGUUGAUCAUGUAAUAGUCCUAUGAAGGGACCACAAUCUGACGUCGUGAUUUCAAGAAAAUCAAACUACCGCAAUAAAACUUGCUAGUGAGGCCGUCAUGAAGACGGACGACGUCAUAUGAAGCAGGAGUUAUAUCAUGAUAACAACUGACCACCUUUUUGGAUUGACAAUCUUAAAAGUUCAUCAUACCAAAAAGGUGCUAAAAUUUGGCUUACGUUUAUCAUAUCAAAAGAACCGUGAACAUGCACGUGAUCUUAGCUUAUCAAACAAAUAAGAAUGUCACUGUUUGUUCAAUUCAAUAUCCAUUUAGGCUUGCAACGAUCUGCAUGGCAGUGAUAGAAAUACGUUAAGACGAGUUCAUUUGUACCAUGAACACAAUAUUUUACCUAUUUUCUUGCCUCCGCGAACGCUAACGUUGUUUAUUCGAAUCGAAACUGUCGUUCAAUAAAAAUGACCAUGCAAUGACUUCUGCAAAUUUCAGGGACGCCUUCCAAUCAAAUGGACAGCACCAGAAGCCUUGAUCGGCAGCGGAGCAUACACAACUACCAGCGACGUGUAAGUAGCUGGAUGUUCAGGCCUAAUUUUAAGAUUCUGAGAUUCAUUAAUGCCCCUGGGUAAUAUCUCAUGAUAUCUACUGAGAGGGAAUUCAACGUACCCAAGACACUUAAUCCUGAACUUAAAGACAGAAAGCCGCGCGCGGCAGGUUGUGCGUUGAAAUACAAACAAUACAAUACGUACCAACAAAAAAUUUGUAAAUUGCGUGUCACUUUCAAUUGUUUUCCUCAGGUGGAGCUAUGGCGUUGUCUUAUACGAAAUCUUCACUGUUGGUAAGUUAAAGCCGGGCAGACUAUACUACACUUAACUAUACUCCCCGUAGCCGAUUUUAAACGCCACGUUUGUGUGACAAGGGAAGGAACGCCCUGCGACAGAGUAUCUUCCCUUAGCACCGAAACCAGUCGAUUUAUUCCAAAUGUCACAUCACCUUUAGGCCCUUUCUAGUGGCACAAUAUAAUAAUUGUCUUCGUUCAUAACAUUAAAUACAGGUUAUAUUUCCUUAACGAUCUGAUUGAUAUGCUUGGGGUCUUGGGAUAUGUUUUCAAUACAUGCAUUCUUUAUAAUUCUAUGACACAGCCUGUUGAAUGGCCUCUCUCACUGUCCAAAGAUACAUUUAUUUAUACUUCUUCGUAUAGCCUUUAAAAAACGUUAUUAAAAAAUAAAGACAAAUUCAGAGUAAAUGCUAUAUAUUGUCAAUUGCUUUGGUUGCCAAUCAACAUUUUAACAAAAUAAUCCAGCUCCGUGUUCUCAGUCAGCCUUUAAAAACGUUAUUAAAAAAAUUCAGUUUUUGAAGCUGCAAGUACCUGUGGUAACCUGCAGACUCUCGACAGAGAAGUGGGAAGUGCGAAAAAAAUCAGUCUGCAAAGCUGGCCAUGGCAAUCCUAUUAAGUAGAAAGAUAUAACUCUGUUUCAGGUGGUGAUCCUUUUCCUGGAGUGUACAUGAAAGAUAUGCUCGUCUUAUUGAAGAAAGGCUACCGCAUGUCACGUCCUAAAUUUAUAAGUCCUAAGCUGUAA
Molecule: messenger RNA, 12596 nt
Organism: Porites lobata
Lineage: Eukaryota; Metazoa; Cnidaria; Anthozoa; Scleractinia; Poritidae
Source: the annotation of a GenBank genome assembly